Molecule: messenger RNA, 777 nt
Organism: Thlaspi arvense
Lineage: Eukaryota; Viridiplantae; Streptophyta; Magnoliopsida; Brassicales; Brassicaceae
Source: the annotation of a GenBank genome assembly
AUGGCACAUCGCUUAUCUUUCCGAGCAAACGUAGCCGUUGCUUACAUUCACCGUCUCUGGCUUAGUAACUCCCAGCGAUCCUGGGAAGAGACAAAGAGUGUGAGCGAGAAAAUGAUUCGAACGAUUUUGCUGUUCCUCGUCCUCGUCUUCGGGACGCAAGUACGCUCGCAGGUAUUGCCGCCGGCGAGGCCCGAUGGUUUCGUUUACCGACCGGGUCAUCGUUCUGACCCGGAUGCUAUACUAAUCGAGGCGUUUUUUGACCCGGUAUGCCCGGACAGCAGAGACUCUUGGCCGAUACUGAAGCAAGCUCUUGAACACUAUGGAUCUCGCGUUGCCCUUACUCUUCACCUCCUUCCUUUACCGUACCAUGACAAUGCGUAUGCAGCUUCUCGGGCCUUGCACAUUGUGAAUACCUUACACUCAAAUGCUACUUUCAGAUUAUUGGAGGAGUUCUUUGAGCAUCAGGCAUUGUUCCACAACGCGCAAACACAACUACUGUCAAAACCUGAGAUUGUGGACAAAAUAGUCAAGCUUGGAACAGCCACGUUGGGAAACUCAUACCAACAUGUCCUCAAAUCGGGCUUCACCGACGCAAAAACGGAUCGUGCAACCAGGCUUUCCUUUAAGUAUAGCGCUUCAAGAGGGGUUUAUGGAACACCAACCUUCUACGUUAAUGGCUUUGUAUUAGCUGAUGCUGGUUCUCCCUUAGAUUCUGGAGGAUGGAGAAAAAUCAUUGAUCCCCUGGUUCAACCACACAAUGUAAGAGAUGCAAAAUAA